GGAAAAUUUACUGGAGGAAGUUUACUGGAAUAAAAUGGAGGCCUCAGUAAUAUUACCCAUUCUGAAGAAAAAACUAGCCUUCCUUUCAGGAGGAAAGGACAGACGAAGUGGCCUCAUUCUGACAAUUCCUUUAUGCCUGGAACAGACAAAUAUGGAUGAGCUUAGUGUCACCUUAGACUACCUACUCAGCAUUCCAAGUGAAAAGUGUAAGGCUAGAGGAUUUACCGUGAUUGUGGAUGGCAGAAAAUCCCAGUGGAAUGUGGUGAAAACAGUAGUCUUAAUGCUACAGAAUGUUGUUCCAGCUGAAGUGUCCCUUGUUUGUGUAGUGAAGCCAGAUGAAUUCUGGGAUAAGAAAGUAACACAUUUUUGUUUUUGGAAGGAAAAGGAUAGACUUGGCUUUGAGGUUAUUUUAGUGUCUGCCAAUAAAUUGACUCGUUAUAUAGAACCAUGCCAGUUAACAGAAGAUUUUGGUGGGAGUCUCACCUAUGAUCAUAUGGACUGGUUAAAUAAGAGGCUGGUUUUUGAGAAGUUUACAAAGGAAUCUACAUCAUUAUUAGAUGAACUUGCUUUGAUUAACAAUGGAAGUGAUAAAGGAAAUCAGCAAGAGAAAGAAAGGUCUGUGGAUUUAAACUUUCUUCCAUCAGUUGAUCCUGAAACUGUUCUUCAGACAGGACAUGAAUUGUUAUCCGAAUUACAGCAGCGUCGAUUUAAUGGCUCAGAUGGAGGGGUCUCGUGGUCUCCUAUGGAUGAUGAACUGCUAGCACAGCCACAGGUUAUGAAAUUAUUAGAUUCACUGCGAGAGCAAUAUACCCGCUACCAGGAAGUUUGUAGGCAACGUAGUAAGCGUACACAGUUAGAAGAGAUUCAGCAGAAGGUGAUGCAGGUUGUGAACUGGCUUGAAGGGCCUGGAUCAGAACAGCUGAGAGCCCAGUGGGGGAUUGGAGACUCCAUUCGGGCUUCCCAAGCCCUACAGCAGAAGCACGAAGAGAUUGAGAGCCAGCACAGUGAAUGGUUUGCAGUUUAUGUGGAACUUAAUCAGCAAAUUGCAGCACUCUUAAAUGCUGGGGAUGAGGAAGAUCUUGUGGAACUGAAGUCGCUGCAGCAACAACUUAGUGAUGUUUGUUAUCGACAGGCCAGUCAGCUGGAAUUUAGGCAGAAUCUCUUACAAGCAGCUCUUGAAUUUCAUGGUGUUGCCCAAGAUUUGUCUCAGCAGUUGGAUGGCUUAUUAGGGAUGUUGUGCGUAGAUGUAGCACCAGCUGAUGGAGCAUCGAUUCAGCAAACUUUAAAACUGCUUGAAGAGAAGCUGAAAAGUGUUGAUGUAGGAUUGCAAGGUUUGCGUGAAAAAGGUCAAGGUCUUCUGGAUCAGAUCUCCAAUCAGGCAUCCUGGGCCUAUGGAAAGGAUGUAACCAUUGAAAAUAAAGAAAAUGUGGACCACAUACAAGGAGUGAUGGAAGAUAUGCAGCUUAGGAAACAAAGAUGUGAAGACAUGGUAGAUGUGCGAAGAUUAAAGAUGCUUCAGAUGGUGCAGUUGUUUAAAUGUGAAGAAGAUGCUGCCCAGGCAGUAGAAUGGCUAAGUGAACUUCUGGAUGCUCUUCUUAAGACCCACAUCAGAUUGGGUGAUGAUGCUCAGGAAACAAAAGUUCUACUGGAGAAGCAUAGAAAAUUUGUUGAUGUUGCCCAGAGCACUUAUGACUAUGGAAGACAGUUGCUACAGGCUACAGUUGUGCUGUGCCAGUCUUUGCGCUGCACCUCUCGAUCAUCUGGGGAUACACUUCCUCGACUGAACAGAGUAUGGAAACAAUUUACCAUAGCAUCUGAAGAGAGGGUACAUAGGCUGGAAAUGGCUAUUGCAUUUCACUCAAAUGCUGAAAAGAUUUUGCAAGACUGUCCAGAAGAGCCUGAAGCUAUUAAUGAUGAGGAGCAAUUUGAUGAAAUUGAAGCAGUUGGGAAAUCGCUUUUAGAUAGACUAACAGUUCCUGUGGUUUAUCCUGAUGGAACUGAACAAUAUUUUGGGAGUCCAAGUGACAUGGCUUCUACUGCAGAACACAUCAGAGACAGGAUGAAACUAGUUAGUCUCAAAAGGCAGCAGCUGAGACAUCCCGAAAUGAUGACUACAGAGAGCUAAUAGCUGCCUUCUUCCCGCAGAUCUGCAGUUCAUAAUCCCGCAUGUCGUUGGCAUACUGCAGCAUCGGCUACAAUAUGUUAAGAUGCAUUUCACAGCCAGGAUAAGCCUCAUUUCUUUCCAUUACACGUUUCUCUCCAUGUGUUAACAUCUUGUAACUACCAAGGCAGAAUUAUUUAACAUGCUUUGAGACCAUAGACUCCAAGUAUCUUAAAAGAAGGAACUGUAAACAUUGCACUGAAAACUUGCUUUAAAGCUUUACCUGACCUGUCAGUUUGUAGAUGAAUAACUGAUAAUAAGCUUUGAAUGGUGCUAAUAAGAGUUUAGGAAUUCUCUCUAUAAAAAAUGGUUGCCCUUCCUCCCCAAGUGAUGUAGUAAAUUUAGACUAUAGUUAAACUGUUAUUAGUAGACAGUGGUGUCCUCAAAAUUUUACUUUGUAAUUCUCCUUCAAAAUUGAUUAUUUUUAUUGUGUCAGUAUGAAGAAAACCUUCAGAUUUUUGAUAUAUCAUAUUCAUUAAAAAACAUUUUCCUAUUUGUACUGAUAAUGUAUAAAAGAUGUUUGUGCUUAAUAAAAGGCUUCUUUUAAACAUC
This is a messenger RNA of Lipotes vexillifer (Yangtze River dolphin), 2713 nucleotides long. RefSeq names its product SEC14 and spectrin domain containing 1 (gene SESTD1). Gene Ontology annotation, molecular function: phosphatidylinositol-4,5-bisphosphate binding; phosphatidylinositol-3,4-bisphosphate binding; phosphatidylinositol-3,5-bisphosphate binding. The record is from RefSeq and is a predicted model, not a curated record. The transcript has 17 exons. Bases 35 to 2125 code for a protein of 696 amino acids. NCBI's taxonomy places the organism in Eukaryota, Metazoa, Chordata, Mammalia, Artiodactyla, Lipotidae.